AUGACGACAUAUUUAGAAAGUUCAGACUGCAAAAGAGAUCGGCGGCUAAGGGGAGGGGAUCAGAGACAAGCCACCGUAGUAACUUCUUGGGACGGACGGGCCGACCGGGAUGAGCAGGCACCCUCCAUGGCGCAGCGACGUUUCCACUCCAAUAAUGGGCUUCUGCAGGAUAACAGGACAUUCCCCCAUUCGAUCGCUGCUAUGGCUGCCGGAUUCCACGUGAUUCCGGGUGAACCCCUCCUCCGGCCACCGGGACAGAGGAGGCCUGCCGACCAAUCAGAAUUGGUAAUCGAAGAGUUGGCGGGCGGUUCUCCUCUCUUUGAUUCUCGUCCUCGUCCCUCGCCACCCGAUCCGUCCGCUGUCUUUGAUGUGGAUGCUUCGAUCCCGACCAUUUCUUUCGUGAACAAAUUUCGUUCUCCAGCUUCUGCGAUCGAACCGGCGUCUUCCCUUCUGUUGUUGCCCCUCUCCCUCUCCUCCCCCUUCGCUCGCGCUGUGCCCCUCUACUCUCUUUGGCCUCUUGUCUCCUCCGCGGUUCUUCCACGGCCAGAAGCAUCGCCAUCGCAUCAUGGCUUCUGCUUUGGCUUGCCCCCUUGUCUUCUCUCUCUCCGUCAUGGCCCGGUCGGGCGAUGGCCGAGGAUGAUGAUGCUGUUUUUUCCCGCUUCCAUCGGUCGCAAAGCUGUCUUCGCGACGCGUCGCCGAUAUCGCUCCCAUCUCAGGGAUUUGCUCUUUAUCUCCUCAUGUGCCCGUGCUACUGCUUUCACUUCAGUGUCAUCUCUCGUUUGUAGUUGUAUCUCUGAUGGUGGUUGCGCCGUUCAUCUCGUGUUCCGUGCUUGUUGGUGCUUGGAUGCGGAGGUGGGCGCGUCAGCAAACGCGUUACUAGCUCACAACCCAACCAGAUCUGCCUCACCUGUGCACAACAGCAACUGUAGCCCUUCACUGGGGACCCUUCAAUGCCUCCUUCACAAAUCAAUGAAUGAUACCAUUUUCUUCCCUUGCAAUAUUGUCACUUUCUGUCCUCCGCCGGAUCUGUUUCCUACACCAUCUUGA
Messenger RNA from Aspergillus niger, 1047 nucleotides. RefSeq lists its product as hypothetical. The record is from RefSeq and is a predicted model, not a curated record. NCBI's taxonomy places the organism in Eukaryota, Fungi, Ascomycota, Eurotiomycetes, Eurotiales, Aspergillaceae. The coding region runs from base 1 to 1047 and encodes 348 amino acids. The transcript is spliced from 6 exons.